Messenger RNA from Racocetra persica, 377 nucleotides. Lineage: Eukaryota; Fungi; Glomeromycota; Glomeromycetes; Diversisporales; Gigasporaceae. The record is from the annotation of a GenBank genome assembly.
AUGCGAGACGGAAAAAAAGCACGCGCUCGUCGUUAUGUAGCAGAUGCGUGUUUAGAAUUUCGUAAACAAACUAAUAAUGAUCCUCUUGAGAUUAUUAAAGUUGCAAUUGAUAAAACUGCUCCCUUAGUCGGUCAUGUUGGUCAAAAAAAAGGUUCAAAAGUAAUACAAAUUCCAAAACCACUUAAUGAACGACAAAGAAAUCAUAAAGCUAUUAAAUGGAUAUUAGAAGCUUCGGAUAAAAAGCCUGGAAAGAAAUUUAGCAUCAGGUUGGCCAAUGAAUUUUUGGCUGUUAUUAAUGGUCAAAGCUUGGCUUUACAAAAGAAGGAACAAUUACAUAAGUUGGCACUCAUGAAUAGACAAAACUUACCAAUUAAAUG